AAAUCUUCUGUAAAAUAAAAGCCACUGGACUCUCUCUCUCACUCACUCACUAAUAGAGGGGCUAGCCAUCCAAGACGGCGACCAUGGCGGAGUCGCGGGCAGACACUGCCACAGUCGCCCACUACCCUCAUCCGCCGGCAGCGAGCACCAGCAACGUCACAGACAGCAAGUGGGGCCCCUACUCCAGCUUCGGGGAUUUUGGCGCCAACAUGGCCAUCGUCCUCGCCUCCCUCUUCUGCACCACCCUCCUCGCCUUCUCCCUCGCCGCCGCAGUCCGACUCCUCCUCCGCCGCCUCCGACGGCGGUGCCAGCCUCUCGAGAAACCGGAGAUGGAGGCGGAGCUACCGGUGACAGCUCCGGCUUUGGUGUUCUCUGCGAGGGGGACGAAGCUGGCCGGGGCGGCGCCAGAGUGCGCCAUCUGCCUAGCGGAGUUUGCGGAGGGAGACGCCGUGCGGGUGCUGCCGGCGUGCGGCCACGGUUUCCACGUCCUGUGCGUCGAGCAGUGGCUGGUGACGAGGAGAACGUGCCCGACGUGCCGCCGGACCUGCCGUGACGAAGAGGUGAAACAAUCGCCUGUCGGUGGGCAGGAGCCGGCGCAAUUAGUACUGGUCGGCUUUCAUUAACGUCAUAACUACGUUCGGCUGGCUUUUCCAUUUUGUGCCCUAAUUCUAAUGCAUCUCUUCUACUUUUUUUUUUUUUUUUUACUUGAUUCAUGUGGUUUCAUCAAAAAAAAAAAAAAAAAUCCUUCUUUGUAAAUAAUUUUUCAUUCUUAAUUUACAGAUUUAAAAUUA
Messenger RNA from Zingiber officinale, 791 nucleotides. RefSeq names its product RING-H2 finger protein ATL79-like. The record is from RefSeq and is a predicted model, not a curated record. Bases 84 to 623 code for a protein of 179 amino acids. The transcript has a single exon. NCBI's taxonomy places the organism in Eukaryota, Viridiplantae, Streptophyta, Magnoliopsida, Zingiberales, Zingiberaceae.